AGUUGAGCGCCAAUCUAAGUGCACUGAACCAAAAACACAUCUCUGUGGGUCGUUAUGUUACAAUCCAAAGGAACGUCGCUGCUGUGAGAGAAGUCAAGAAUCUCACUGGUUCUGUGUCUCAGGUCAAAGGAAGACAACAUCCACUGUGUACAACCCCCAUACACAAGUCUGUUGUGAUGGAUGUGUAUCAGGAUGGAAGCCUUGGAUAGAUCAAUGCUGUGGAGAGACACCGUAUGGCUCGGCACAACGUGGAGUUCUCUGUUGUAAUAACACCUUGUACGAGGACAGAGAUGAUGGAGAGGAAUGUUCGGAGAUGGGUAUUCCUUACAACCCGGCUAAAGGGACUAUAUGUUGCUCUCAGUUUCAUGGCAGCCCAGGACAACACUGCUGUGGGACAGAAAUUUACCAGCCUGAUGUUGAGAUUUGCUGCAAUGGACACAGACAUCCCAGACUGAGAAACAUUCACUGCUGUGGGGUCAAAGUCUACAACAUUAAAGACCCACAGAUGAAGUGCUGUGCAGGAACACUGUACAAUCUGACAUCAUUAGAUGAGCAUGGAGGGGAUGCACAGUGCUGUGGAUCCAUUCUGCAAAAGCCACAGGAGAUUUGCUGCUCAUGUGAGGACAAAGAGGUGCUUUACACUGUCAAGACAGGAUUUGGAUGCUGUGGUCACCUCUAUUACAACACCACCCUGUGGUCGUGCUGUGCUGGGAGGCUUACAUUAAUCAAUGAAUCAGAACAGGAUCAGAGAAAGAUGAUUAAUGAAUACCGACAUCUCUCUGUGAAUAAUCUGAACAAAACUGCUCUUUGCAAUAAAGUGCGCAUUGGAAUUGUGGAAAGUGUAUCUCUGCGUAGCAUUGUUUUCAAGAGCAUGCUAAAAGUCCACGGGAAGAAGGCCAAAGUCAAAGCUUUGUCUUUGCCGUACACCCUGAAAAUAGUUGAUCACUGCAGCUCCCUUAAACUGAUUCCUGGGAAGAUCUAUAUCUUUAACAACGUUAAUAUUUUCACUGAUUUCAAUCAUGAGUCUGUUCUUCAAUCACUGCAUUUCAUUUUUUCCAAGUGUUCACCUUAGAUCAGUACUCACAUUCUAGUUACAACUGUGUUCUUACUUGUGUUACAAAGGUGAUCUCCUUGAAGGACAGAUUAGAAGAGAAAAUCAUUAAAAGUGCCAUAUGGGCAUUUCUUUCAUUUUAGUGCAUGGAAGGACAAGAACAUGCAAGUACAAACUGCUUCUAGCUUGAAAGUGACAUGCACAUUGAUCCCAGCCAAGCAGCUAGAGCCCUCAUUUGGAAAUAGAUUUCUGUUUAUUUGGGACUGUAGUCUAACUAGUGUGAUGGUACACCUAAGGUCAUGUUAGAGUAAUGCAAAAAAAGAUAAGAUGAAUAAAAAUUAUUUAUUUAUAAAACUAUUUAAAAUGUAAAGUAAUUAAGGAAAGUAAUAACUACUUCAAAAUCACCAAGAAAUGUCAAACUUCAAUUACUUUGGUUACAAUUAUGUUAUGUUACUUUUUAAAAAACAAUGAGCAAUGUGUAGUUUCUUACUGUUUAUGGGAACCAUCCCAUCUUUAUGUAACAGUACAACAUUCAACCUUACAGACCCGCACAACAAAAAAAGAAGAUAUAAACGUGAUCAUCUUUAGGUAUAGCCACAAUUACCAGCAAAGUUAGUGGAAAAACAGCUCAAAAAUUUCAAAUAGCCAGUUCAAUAGAGUUCUCUGGAAUUGACACAGUCAUCUUAAGCACUGCUCAGGGUCUUAGGGUCCUUUUUCAGGUUCUUGACAAGAAUUGAAUCCUGUUUGCAGCAAUGCAUAGAUGCUUCUCACAAUGAAAUCAAUGUAUUGCACUAAUCUCAGUUGCUCAAUGUUGUACACCACUGUAUUUUUUGUGUUUCUGCAAGGUGAGCCCACUUAAUUGUUGCAUUGUUGCAUACAUGAAAAAGCUAAAACUGUUUUUUUUAAGUCAAACCCACACUAUUGAAUGUAUACAUGUAUUAAUCAUAUGGUUUAUUUUACUAGCUAAAGCUAGAGAACAAUAAGCACUUACUUCUGAAUGCCAUAGAUGUUAUAAGAAUUGCUAUUUCUUCUUAACUACCCAAUUGUGUUCACCUUUGUGUAAGCUGUAGUUACUUUUUAACGAGAAUGUGAUUUACGUAAUGUGAUUAAAGAUAGAGUACUGUAACUGGCAGAUGCAGAGUGGGUACUAUGGAUGAGCCCCAGGAGUCCAGGCUCCCCCAAUAAAGUUAUAGUGCCUCCUGAGCUGAAUUGUAUGCUAUACUGUAACUAAGUUACACUAAUUCAUACAAUUUGGUGAUUAAAAAAAAAACCCAAACAAACCUAUCCAGGUCAAACUUUGGGAAGUGCCUUUCUCUUUGAAACUAAAAAAAAAAAAAAAAAAAAGAUUCAUCAGGUUGUGAAGCUAGUUUUAAAUCAUGACCCUAUUCAAAGGUUUCAAAAGAAAUGGAAAUCUCUUCAGGAUAUUUACUUAGGUUUAUUGAGCCACUUCUGCACUUCUGUCCCUUUUCCUCUGCAAUAUAAGACAGAUGCAAUUUUAUAAAUAUUUCUCUGUGAAUGUUUAGUGCUAUGCAUGUAUUUUUAUUUAAUUUUUCUAUAGAAUAGUAAAGUGACUUGUGCUGAAUGACUCCUGUCAAAGUUGGUUGUUCUUCCAGUUCAUAUGGUCUGCAAUUGACCCAGGGUAAAGGUUUGCCAUUUUUUGUACUGUAUAUUGCUUUAUUAGAAGUUGCUGACAUCUGUCAUUUUUUGAGUUGAUUUAUUAAA
Molecule: messenger RNA, 2773 nt
Organism: Pelmatolapia mariae (spotted tilapia)
Lineage: Eukaryota; Metazoa; Chordata; Actinopteri; Cichliformes; Cichlidae
Exons: 8
Coding region: 314-1072 (252 amino acids)
Source: RefSeq, a predicted model, not a curated record